GGGUCUCCAUGGGGCCGGACGCCGAGUGGAUGGUCCGGCUGCCGCGCUCCGCGCUCGCCCUCGUUGUCCUCCUCCUGGCCGUCUCGCUCUGGGGCCAGGAGGAGGCUCCGUCCACCGACUGGAGGGCCACGCUGAAGACCAUCCGGAACGGCGUGCACAAGAUAGACACGUACCUGAACGCCGCCUUGGACCUGCUGGGCGGCGAGGACGGCCUCUGCCAGUACAAGUGCAGUGACGGCCCAGCAGUUGACUCCAUGCAGACACCUGAGGAGGGUGAGCUUGCUGCGCCGGCUGCCAGCUUCUCUGCCAUGGAAGGACCUCGCUGCUUUAAAGACUGUGCAGGAGGAGAACAAAACAUGACAGAAACAGAUGCCUUUUAUAGAAGCGAAAUGUUUGAUCCGGCAGAGAAGUACAGAAUGGACCACAGGAAGAGAGGAAUUGCUUUAAUCUUCAAUCAUGAGCGAUUCUUCUGGAAGUUAACACUGCCAGAGAGGCGUGGCACCACUGCAGAUCGAGAAAAUCUGCGACGCAGGCUUUCAGAUCUAGGAUUUGAAGUGAAAUGCUUUGACAAUCUUAAGGCAGAAGAACUUUACCUCCAAAUUCACACAGCGUCGACCUCCAGCCACGCGGACGCCGACUGCUUCCUGUGUGUCUUCCUGAGUCACGGCGAAGGCAAUCACAUCUACGCCUACGACACCAAGCUGGAGAUCCAGGCCAUGAUCGACUUGUUCAAAGGAGACAAGUGUCAGAGUCUGGUUGGAAAACCCAAGAUAUUUAUCAUCCAGGCAUGUCGAGGAAACCAGCAUGAUGUGCCAGUCAGCCCGCUAGAUGAAGUGGAUCAUCAGAAAGUCAAGCCGGACACCAACGUGACCGAGGUGGAUGCGGCGUCCGUGUACACGCUGCCUGCUGGCGCCGACUUCCUCAUGUGCUAUUCGGUGGCCGAAGGUUAUUACUCCCACCGGGAAACUGUGAACGGCUCGUGGUACAUUCAGGACCUGUGUGAGAUGCUGGGGAAGUACGGCUCCUCCCUGGAGUUCACAGAGCUCCUCACGCUUGUCAACAGGAAGGUUUCUCAACGCCAAGUGGACUUUUGCAAAGACCCCAACUCCAUUGGAAAGAAGCAGGUUCCCUGCUUUGCCUCUAUGCUUACUAAAAAGCUGCAUUUCCUCCCCAAGUCCGGAUGAUGGGAGCUCUGUCCUCGUAGGCCACUACACAUGUUCUUCCCUUCUGUUUACAUAGAGCCAUUUCUAGAGUGAAGCUUGGAGACCAGCAGUUUUCAAGGUGCUAAAGGAUUAAUGUCUAGCACAGAACCUUUUUUACUUUAAGUAAUUCCUAUUGGGCAUAAAGAAAGGGUUGGGUAUGUGUGGGAAAAAAGUCCUCAGGGAUUUAGUAUAUAAAUUAAAAUCCAUAAACAUUUGUAGCAUUUGAUCAUUUUAAUAACUGCAAGAUUACCCACAAUAGCUGGCUGAGUUUUACUUGAAUUAUAGGAAAUUUUUAUAAAUCUUUAUUUUUCACGUUUUUAAAGGUUUUAGACUCAAGAAUUAGGUCCUUGUUUCCUCUUUAUAAGAAAUUGAGCAUUCCAUGUUUCAUUAAAUUGUUCUAAUUCA
Echinops telfairi (small Madagascar hedgehog) is the source of this 1607-nucleotide messenger RNA. It is a transcript of the gene PLA2G12A, whose product is annotated as phospholipase A2 group XIIA. The transcript is spliced from 8 exons. Bases 9 to 1184 code for a protein of 391 amino acids. Lineage: Eukaryota; Metazoa; Chordata; Mammalia; Afrosoricida; Tenrecidae. Gene Ontology annotation, molecular function: calcium ion binding; A2-type glycerophospholipase activity. Gene Ontology annotation, biological process: phospholipid metabolic process; arachidonate secretion; apoptotic process. The record is from RefSeq and is a predicted model, not a curated record. Gene Ontology annotation, cellular component: extracellular region; cytoplasm.